UGAGCUUGACGGACAGGAGGCGGGGAGGAGGCGGGGCCGCUGUGACAGACAGCCCUUUGCACCAAUCGGCUGCGGGGGCGGGGCUCUAAGCUGACCCUCCUCCGGCCGGGAUGGGCGGGCCGAGCUCGAGGGGCGUCACCGACGGCUGGGAUAGGAAGGCGGGAUUAACUUGAGCGACGUCGCCGUGACCCAAUGACAAUGGAGGGCGGCAGGACGCGCGUCCCCGCUGGCCAAUAGCAGGCGCGGGGCGGGUGAGGGAGGCGGGCGGUUCCCUGAGGCGGAGCGGCAGGGGAGGGCCCCGCGCCCCCUCAGCUGAGCGCGGGCCCCGCGGACCGGGGGAUGCGCCGGGAUCUGCGGACAGUAUUAGCUAUCAUAAUAUCCUCGUUGUGCAGAUCAUCCCACCAAGGUUGUUGCUGCCAGCGAAGGCCUUCCUCUCAAAGCUGUUUAAAUGAGAAUGUCCCUGGCGCAAAGAGUGCUGCUGACAUGGCUUUUUACCUUGCUCUUCCUGAUCAUGCUGGUGCUGAAGUUGGAUGAGAAAGCACCGUGGAACUGGUUCCUCAUUUUCAUUCCAGUGUGGAUAUUUGACACAAUUCUUCUAGUUAUGUUAAUUGUCAAAAUGGCCGGACGCUGCAAGUCUGGCUUCGACCCUCGCAACGGCUCCCAGAACAUGAAGAAGAAAGCGUGGUACCUCAUUGCAAUGCUGCUGAAGCUGGCCUUCUGCCUCGCCCUGUGUGCCAAGCUGCAGCGCUUCACCACCAUGAAACUGGCCUACGUGUUCAUCCCGCUCUGGGCCUUGCUGCUUGGGGGCAUGGUUGAACUGGGAUACAAUAUCUUCUAUGUACGAAGAGACUAGGCCAUGCCAGGUGGUUUCCAGUGCCAAGAUUGGCACCAAAUUACUAGAUUAUUACCAUUUUGCCACAAAUCUGAUCUUCAAACUAGACAGCCAAAUGAGUCAAGCUGGAGACUUAAGCUAAAGCAGACUGAAGACUGAAAGUAGAUGUUUCAUUUUUUUAUUUUAAAACUCACAUAUGCUCUUGUAAAUAAAAGUAUUUGUUCAACAUAA
Messenger RNA from Onychostruthus taczanowskii (white-rumped snowfinch), 1063 nucleotides. It is a transcript of the gene TMEM60, whose product is annotated as transmembrane protein 60. Lineage: Eukaryota; Metazoa; Chordata; Aves; Passeriformes; Passeridae. The transcript has 3 exons. The record is from RefSeq and is a predicted model, not a curated record. Bases 449 to 853 code for a protein of 134 amino acids.